Messenger RNA from Notothenia coriiceps (black rockcod), 1784 nucleotides. RefSeq names its product phosphatidylcholine transfer protein (gene pctp). The record is from RefSeq and is a predicted model, not a curated record. The transcript has 6 exons. NCBI's taxonomy places the organism in Eukaryota, Metazoa, Chordata, Actinopteri, Perciformes, Nototheniidae. Gene Ontology annotation, molecular function: phosphatidylcholine intramembrane carrier activity; phosphatidylcholine binding. The coding region runs from base 57 to 698 and encodes 213 amino acids.
GCUUUUGUGACAGACAGGUAAGGUGUCUGUUAUCAGAGGAACGAGCGCGAGCCGUCAUGUCGCUGCAGUUUAAAGAUGAGGAGUUUCAGAGCGCGUGGAAGGAGUUGGAUGAGCCGCAGCUGGAGGGAGGAUGGGAACUCUUCACCGAGACCAUGGGAGUCAAGAUCUACCGGCUCCACGAUAAGGAAACUGGACUUUAUGAGUACAAAGUAUUUGGUGUGCUCAACAACUGCAAUGCAGAGCUGUGUGCAGAGGUCUACAUGGACUUGACGUAUCGGAAAAAUUGGGAUACAUAUGUGAAAGAGCUCUUUGAGAAGGACUUCGGUGGACAAAAUGCAAUCUACUGGGAAGUAAAAUACCCAUUUCCUAUGUCAAACAGAGAUUAUGUGUACAUGAGGGAGCGCAGAGACCUGGAUGUGGAUGGCAGGAAGAUCUGGGUGAUCCUGGCCAGAAGUGCUCCAGAGACGCCGUGUUCCGAAAAGAGUGGUGUGCUGCGGGUCAAAGACUACAAGCAGAGCGUGGCCUUGGAGAGCGACGGAGGCUGUGGAACCAAAGUUUUCAUGAAUUACUUUGACAACCCUGGUGGCAUGAUUCCCACCUGGCUGGUGAACUGGGCAGCGAAGACUGGGGUUCCAGGUUUCUUAACAGACAUGCAGAAGGCCUGUAGAAACUACAGCAAAUUCUGCACGAAGAAAUGAAUGCAACUGACGGCACAAUGGCUCAUGCACAAGGACUCCAUUUUAUAUUUCUUGUUUCAGUCUUGGGAGGUAUUCUGAUGCUGUAUGAUCAAAUGUGAUGUUUCCGUAUGGGGUGAAUGUGGCAUGACGUGGGCUACUACUUUGUUGUUGUAGCAUGCUCUUGACUCAGGCAUGAUCGGCCACCCUCAUUAGGCUGCUGGGAAAUCAAUUAUGUGUCAUUGUACUGUAUUGAUCAAUACUGUAUUAUCUUUUCUGUGCAAUCAAGCUCCAGUCACUCCAGAAUUUUAGAGCUUUUAGGAAUUUUAAAUUGGAAAAGGACAACUAAACCCCCCCUGUGGUAUUAAAAUUGGUGCCUUGACUGGCCACUACUAGAAAUAACUAGCACCAAGUUUUAGCAAUUUAUUCAGAUCAUCAGUGAAAAAGCAAGUAACAUAUGCAAUUGUAUUAUAUUUUCUUUUCCUAUUAUAUUAUUUCAAUAUAUUGUCAAUUUCCAAUGAUACUCAGCAACACUCUUUAUCAAGCACAACCGUUACUUUUAAUGUAUAUGCAAAUGUUUGUAUUGCUCCAUGUGGUGACUUUUAGCAACUUUUUGAGCUAGUGCUGGCUACUUUUAUUGGAAAAGAGUUGCCAACCCUGCACAGGACAAACUGAAUCUUUGGUUGCAGCUUCUUGCAUAGGACAUUUUAACUUUAACAUCUUUUUAGAUUCUUAACUCUACAUGUGCAAUAUAAUGUGAUUCUUUGUACUGUAUGAUUAAGUCACACUGCAAUCUUGCCCCUGACAAUUUCAUUUGGUUGUAAUUCAUUCAUCAGUUAUAAUGUAGUGAAAUUUACAAAUGUUUCGAGGAAUGCCACUCGAUGGGCUUCUUGUGAUUCAUUUUCAUGGAUUUAUUUGUUAUGCAAAAAUUAUUUUAUGAUACUCUAUGCUGAUUUUGGGUGCAAAUUAUCGAAGGUACACUAUCUGAGAUAAUACUCAGGCUGUACCUCAGUGCUACAGUUGAGGUGAAUAUGGUUUAAUCUACACAAUUAAGGCCUAUUACUGUGUAAUAUUGAUGUGUAAAAUAAAUAAACUUUCAUUUUAAAUGUA